AUGGGUCUCUUAUCAUUCAAGUCUGCGGGUCGAGCUACAAAGUUAGAUGAUAAACCAGAUUAUUAUUCUGCAAGAGAUUGGAGAGAAUCUCACAAGUUCCAUAGCCCAACUUUCACGAUAGGAAGCGUAGGAAACUCUGGGGACAUAAGUGAUGAUGACGAUUACAAAAAUCGGGACGGGAAAAGAACGAGAAGAGGAAGGAAUAUACUGAAUUAUCAAGGAUUUUUCGGUGAAUCAACAGAUAAAGACAAUAAUACCCAGAAAAUUUCUUCUCAAGAAAAUGAACAAGAAACGACGGACGAGGGUUCCCUUCAAGAUAAUGAAGUGGAAACAAGUGAAAAGGAAUUGGACAUUAAUUCUUGUGGAAAUACAUCUCAAAAUAGCAAAAAAAAACAUAUUCGAGACAAUGUGAUAGCCGACAUUUUAGGAAACACUAUCGAUUACUCAGAUACUACAAAAGAAAUUUUGUUGAUUUAUAAAGAGCAAGAUCAUGAUGGCGAUCUAAUUGAUCUUCGACUAAACUCACCCUUUUUCAAAAAUCUCCCAAAGUCGACAGCAAGAGCAUAUCUAAAGGAGAUGGAUGAUAUAACUGAAUCAUUAGUUCCUAAAAAUGUACAUGAUUUUCUUGUGCAACUCUUUUCAAAAAAUUUAACCUCCGAAGGUUGGGAUCGUGAAGUCGAUGAUUUAAGAUCUUCGGAACAAAAUGAUCCCAUAAUGAAUGCUGUAGUACGAGUUAUACGGGCUCAUCUUAAUUCAUUCAUUCAUCCAUGUUUCGAUGCCUUUUUAUGGUAUAUAGCAAAUGUACAUUAUGAGUAUGGAGAGAUUACAUUGAAAAGGCACGUUAAUAAAAAUCGUGCCGAUGGUGCAGGGUAUUUGACAGAUGCUAAUAAGCAUCAGCUUGUCUAUGUAAAAGAUUCAAGACUGAUAGCAAAGGAUGAUAAGGAAAUUGCCGAUCUAGAAAACAUUACAACCAACCUAAAGAAUAUGUUUGGGAAAAUUGUAAAAGAAACUAUUAAGAAAAGAAGGCCCCUCCCUAAAAAAAUUUAUUUAUUUGGAGGACAAAGCUUUCUUCUUCGAAUACAUUUAUUUUACAUUGAUUUUUGUGGUAUAUAUAGAUUAAAUGAGGUUGAUAACGCUAGUCUUCCUCGAAAAUUUUCCGAAAUGAAAGAUUUCGUUUAUUUUUACGAAUGUAUUUUGAAGUGGGCAUUAUUGGUUCGAAAUGUUACCGAAUCCUUUGAUCUAGCAAGAACAGAACCGAGACCAUCACGACUUUCUUUCGCAAAUACCCUAUUUCAACUGAAUGCCAACGAACGCUCUUUUGAUUUCUUUUUAUAUGGAGUAGUAGAAACUCCCAUAUUAGCAAUCCUCAAGGUUCGUAGGAAACAACGAGCUAUCAAUAAAGCCAAAAAUGCUCAAGAAAAUUUGGCAUCAAUACAUUCACCGUCAGCAGAUAAUUUGGAUCAUUCUAUAACGGGAAAGGAUGAAGAUCAGCAAUCUGCUAAUGGAUUAUUGAAAGGUGCCCAGAGUUCUAUUUGCAGAAAGCAAUUCUAUCCUCAAGAUAAACCAGUAUCAUGUAAGAAAUUUGGCCGCCGAAGAAUUUGGCGCCAACAAUUGGCAUUAAAGUCAGAAAUCGCAGACGAUACUCUUAAAGAACAACCAUGGUUAAAGAUUACAAUGGAAAAUAGAAUUGGCACAAAUUCAUUAUCAUAUUAUGUGGUUGCUAAUUCACAGAAAUAUAUUCUUAGUCAAGGUGAUGAUAAUGGAGAAGAUGGAAAAGAUCUCAGAAAAGAAGCAUAUCAGGAAGAAUGGUAUUUGAAUAUUAGAUGUUCAACGAUAUCUUGUGCUGAAGUAGGAAAUAAUAUUCAACAUGCAACUCCAAUGAGGUUAAGGGUAGGGUUAGAGUGA
Messenger RNA from Diversispora eburnea, 1905 nucleotides. The record is from the annotation of a GenBank genome assembly. NCBI's taxonomy places the organism in Eukaryota, Fungi, Glomeromycota, Glomeromycetes, Diversisporales, Diversisporaceae.